AAAACCUGAUGAGAGAACCAGGAGGAGGAAACAUACUGACACGUGCAGCAGCAGGUGGAUCAGACAGCGACCUGGAUGAUAAACAAGCAUCUCAUUUUUUAACUUUUACAACCAGAGCCUGAGCAGGAAAGGAUAGGAUUCAUGCUGUGGGCCAUAAAGUGGGUCAACACCUGAGAAGGAGCUGAAAGGGGAAGCAGAACUGAGGCAGUUUUGUCCUGGGAAAGACUGAACAAACGGAGAAAAUGCAGAAUUACAAAGAAAAUACUUUAGUUUUUAGCAGCUGAAGACGUAAACGGCUAAUAGUUGAAAUUUUAGCUCAAGUAAAUUGAUUGUUUUUGUGUUUUGUAGCAUUUGAGCAGGUUCUGUUUGCGUUUUGACAAAUUGUGUUACAACCCUAAACUGGUUUUACAGGCUGAACUAAUGCAACUGCUGCUGAUCUACCCGGCUGAUCAGCUGUAGCUUCUACUAGAGAAAGAAACUGAGCAGCACGUUGUUUUGGAUAAAGAUAACUCAGCAUCUCUCACCUCAACCUCAAAGGCCAAACAUUCCAAGUGAUCUACAGUAAAGGAGGCAGCAUUUCCUCCUCAUCAGCACAGAAAAGGCUCCACCAUGCAGACGCCAGGACCUGAGCAUGACGACUCCUUUGAUUUUCUGUUCAAGAUCAUCCUGAUCGGAGACUCCAACGUGGGGAAAACCUGUGUGGUUCAGAAUUUCAAGUCUGGGAUGUUCUCUAAGAAGCAGCAGAACACAAUCGGGGUGGAUUUCACUGUGCGAACUGUGGAUAUCGAGGGGAAGAAAGUCAAGAUGCAGGUGUGGGACACGGCAGGUCAGGAGAGGUUUCGUACCAUCACCCAGAGCUACUACCGCAGCGCUCACGGAGCCAUGAUCGCCUACGACAUCACAAGACGCUCCACCUUUGACUCAGUGACCCACUGGAUCAAGGAGGUGGAGCUGUAUGGAGCUGCCAACGUGGUGCUGGUUGUCAUAGGCAACAAAUGUGACCUGGAGGACGAACGGCAGGUUCAGUUUGAGGAGGCCUGCAAUCUAGCAAAGGAGAAAGGGAUCCUAGCUGCUCUAGAAACAUCUGCAAAGGAGAGUCAGAAUGUAGAAGAAGCCUUCCUGAUGAUGGCCAGAGAGCUGCUGUCUCGUAAUGGCCUUUAUGUCCAGCAGGGGGACUUGGACGGCAACACACCUCACGUUCUCCUCAGAUCCAAUUCUCGACCAGUCGAUGGCGCUGCAGCUGCAUAUACACCUACAGAGAAGAAGACGUGUUGCUGAUGCACAGGAAGAGAGGAUGGGGAUGUUCGAGAUUAUAAACUGAAGGACUUUAUUAAAAUAUUGGACAGGAAUGGAAGAAAAAUCUUUGGAUGUGGGUUAGAACCAGCAGGACCUCGAGAACCAAGAACCUUUGCAUUGAGGAGAUUAAGGAAAAUAUUUUAAAGUAUUAAAAAUAUCAAUUCAGUGUACUUUCUGGGACCUACCUGACCUGAGAGAACUGUGAACCAGGCAUGUUUGCCAGUAAACAAAUAAGAGAAAAUGGUGAUGGUGAGGGGUGUCAUCAGUGUUCUACGAAGGUUACAGUGACCAGUCUUAUCUGCAUCAAUUAUACCUGAACUGUUGGCAUUUUUUAGUUAAUGUCAUGGUUUUUAAUGUCACCCAAGGAAACGGAUUCACAGUUCUGUAUCUCUUCUGUGUUUUUACAUUGGAAUUACUAUUCUUUGUGUUUUAUUUUGUCUAAAUGCUGUCUUCAUGCUUCACGCUGCUGAGAAAACUUCUAAAAACCUGGAAAAGGACUAUAAGAUGAGAUUUCAGCCCUUCUUGUGAUGCCGCUGUGAUGCUGGAAAACAUCCACGAGAACUUGCUGCAAACCAAAACACUGUGAAUUAUUCAUAUUUGUUUGACUUUGUCUUGUGACGGUUCUAAACAUGAUGAUGUCUCACUUUGUCAUGAAUUGCUUUGGUUGUGUUCCAAAUGGUCUCUUUCAGUUUCUUGUCAGUCCACAUAAUAAAUCAGGGUCAAAACUGACCUGCUGUGAGGAACAACGGUUUUCUAAAGCAGGUUUUUCAGCCACUAAUUACCAAAAUAACAGUGCCAAAGAGUCACAACCCCAACAGUCCCCUGAGGUUGACUUAUUACUUUCAUUUAAGCUCACCUAAUGAGGGGGGCGUGCAUUACGCUUGGAGCACCGCAAAUCUGUUCUGUUUGGGAACCUAUUUCUAUUUUAGUGCUUUGGCUAAGAGGGUCACAUACACAUUAGCAACAAAUCAAUACUGUGGCUUAGUUUCUACAAGUAUUUUCUCAUUUGGUGUGUUGAUGGUGGAAUAAAGCGCUGUCAGUCCAACAUCUAUCAAAACUCCCAAGUAGGUUGAGAUGAAAGUUUGAAGGCCAUACUAGAUGAUUUAUUGUAUUUUCAAAUGAUUAAAACCAUUCAAUAAUCUGUAGACCAUGUUAACUGCAGCGAGUAAA
This is a messenger RNA of Amphiprion ocellaris (clown anemonefish), 2466 nucleotides long. Its product is annotated as ras-related protein Rab-19-like. Gene Ontology annotation, cellular component: trans-Golgi network. Gene Ontology annotation, molecular function: GTPase activity; GTP binding. NCBI's taxonomy places the organism in Eukaryota, Metazoa, Chordata, Actinopteri, Pomacentridae. The record is from RefSeq and is a predicted model, not a curated record. The transcript is spliced from 4 exons. The coding region runs from base 610 to 1278 and encodes 222 amino acids.